Molecule: messenger RNA, 1508 nt
Organism: Notolabrus celidotus (New Zealand spotty)
Lineage: Eukaryota; Metazoa; Chordata; Actinopteri; Labriformes; Labridae
Product: C-X-C chemokine receptor type 5
Exons: 2
Coding region: 124-1296 (390 amino acids)
Biological process (GO): immune response; chemotaxis; G protein-coupled receptor signaling pathway
Cellular component (GO): membrane
Molecular function (GO): chemokine receptor activity
Source: RefSeq, a predicted model, not a curated record
UCUUUGCACUCACAAAUCAGGUUGUAUGACAGCAGUGAUUUUUUUUUUUUACCAGAUGUUAAUGUGGAUUUUGUUGUUUGGGGCAAACUAACUUAUGAUACAUUUAGAAUUAGCCAAACUCAGAUGUUUUGGCAGUUCUUCACCCCAAAAGGAGAAGUGAAAAAUGUCAUGCUAUUCAGCGUUUCCGACCUCACCAUUUUAAUUUCAAAACUGCAGAGAACCACAACCAUGACCGAGAUUUCCCAGCUGUUUGGCAGCGGAGAUCCUGACAACAUGACGGACUACUAUUAUGAAAACAUGACGGUGUACAUCUGUGAGAACGAGAAGGAGGGUCUGCAGACCUUCCGUGUUGUGGUCAAACCUGUGCUCUACAGUUUGAUCUUUCUGCUGGGUGUACUCGGAAACGGCCUGAUGGUGACAGUCCUCCUGGAUCGUUGGCGCCACCUGCGCAUCACCGAGAUCUACCUGCUGCACCUGGCCUUGGCCGACCUCAUGCUCCUUUUCACAUUUCCUUUCAGGGUGGUGGACAACAUUGCCGGUUGGCUGGUUGGGGAGUUCCUCUGCAAGCUGGUGGGCCUGAUGAAAAAUCUUAACCUCCUCUGUGGGAGUUUCCUUCUUGCUUGCAUUGGCUUUGAUCGCUAUUUGGCUAUCGUUCAUGCUAUUCCCAGUUUGCAAAGUAGACGUCGGGGAACAGUGCACCUCACGUGCAGCAUAUUAUGGUUGUUCUGUUUGGCUUUUUCAAUACCCAAUGCUGUGUUUCUUAGUGUGAAAGAGGAGAGCAAAAAAAACACCUCUAGGUUCUCCUGUGACUAUCAUCAUUAUGGCAUCCAUGCACACAACUGGGUUUUGACCAGCAGAGUCUUAGAUCAUGUGUGCUUUUUCCUUCCUCUGGCUGUCAUGAGCUACUGUUACACAGCAGUUGUUGUUACUUUGUGCAACAGCCAGAAAAGCCAAGCAAAGCAAGGAGCAAUUCGACUGGCUUUACUUGUCACUUUUGUCUUUUGCGUCUGUUGGCUGCCGUAUAAUAUCACCCUGCUGAUACAAACUCUGGUGGAUCUGAAGGUUAUCUCCUAUGAAAGCUGUGGAUCUUCCGUCUUACUGCGACCCAUCCUGGAUGUGACCGAGAGCCUGGGUUUCUCUCACUGUUUCCUAAACCCUUUCUUAUACGCUUUUGUUGGGGUGCGCUUUCGCAAUGAGCUUUUCCAGCUUCUCAGUAAACUGGGCUGCAGAACUCGGGGUCACGGAAGAGCAUGGAUUUCCGAAGGAACGACAUCCAGCAGCACCAUCCUAUCCUGAUAAACUCUUAUACAAUGUAAGCUGUACAUAGAACGCUGGUUUUCCUACAGUUUUUAACUUGCAGCAUGGAAACUGUUUUAAUUUUAUCAGUUGUUCUCCCAGUUUGGUUCCCGUUACAUUUAAAAAAAUGUCUUAAUUCCUCAGACAAAAAAAGAUUUUGCACGUUGCUCAAGCUGUUUUUGCUUGUAUUGAAGCUUUUCUAAUCAAAUGUA